ACCCCAAGGCCCCUUCUGCGGCAACUCCAUCCGCGAGAUGGACGAGGAGUGCGACUGCGGCUACGAGCGACAGGACUGCGGUGCCGACGUGUGCUGCUACGCGCGCAAGCACGGAGAAAUCAACCGAAAGUCGUGCACGCUCAAGCCCGGUGCCGUGUGCAGUCCAAGUAACGGAGCCUGCUGCAGCAGCGACUGCCGCUUCCACAAUACGUCGACGGCAUGCAGGCCUGAAGACGAUUGCACCUUCGAGGCCUACUGCACCGGCACAAGUGGAGAGUGCCCUCCUUCUGAUUGGAAGCCCGACGGCACGCUGUGCAAUCACGCAACUCAACUGUGCGACGCCGGCGAGUGCAGCCAGUCGGUCUGCCGCCUGUACAACCUGGUCGACUGCUACCUGACGGGGUCGUACCUGAGCAUGGAGGACAUGUGCCUCAUCGCCUGUAGGGAGGAUGUGCCGGGAAGCGAAUGCAAGGAGGCAUGCAGCUUCGAGCGC
Messenger RNA from Rhipicephalus sanguineus (brown dog tick), 493 nucleotides. RefSeq names its product disintegrin and metalloproteinase domain-containing protein 10-like. Gene Ontology annotation, cellular component: plasma membrane. The annotation marks the transcript as partial. Gene Ontology annotation, molecular function: metalloendopeptidase activity. NCBI's taxonomy places the organism in Eukaryota, Metazoa, Arthropoda, Arachnida, Ixodida, Ixodidae. Gene Ontology annotation, biological process: membrane protein ectodomain proteolysis; Notch signaling pathway. The record is from RefSeq and is a predicted model, not a curated record. The transcript is spliced from 4 exons.